AUGUUUUACUCUACAGAAAAAACUGAAAAAGCAGAAAAAAGACUAAACAACAACAAGACCCCUUCGCCGGCGAUCUCCGAUGGAGAAGCCAUCAACGUUUAUCACGCAUUCGUGAACCACCUUUACGGGACAUCCAAACCGCGCAUGGCUCCUCGCACAAUGGCGACAUCCUCUGUCGUUCACCGUCAGCCAUCCUCCGAUCCCGUGACAGCCAACCACCCCAGUCUGCCGGAUACCGCUCAUGACAUUCGCGACCCACAACUGCGAGCCAUUGUGAACAACACAACAACUGUUACCUUUAUGCAACCAACAUCACCAAAGUCGUCUCUCCGUGCAACCCGAUGA
This is a messenger RNA of Vicia faba (fava bean), 345 nucleotides long. The record is from the annotation of a GenBank genome assembly. Lineage: Eukaryota; Viridiplantae; Streptophyta; Magnoliopsida; Fabales; Fabaceae.